Molecule: messenger RNA, 4962 nt
Organism: Stereum hirsutum FP-91666 SS1
Lineage: Eukaryota; Fungi; Basidiomycota; Agaricomycetes; Russulales; Stereaceae
Exons: 8
Coding region: 1-4962 (1653 amino acids)
Source: RefSeq, a predicted model, not a curated record
AUGCUUCCCAACGCUGAUCACGAGGAGACUCAUCUGGACGCUUUCAGCUCUGCCUUGGUCGACUUCAUAAACAGUCUUCCAAAAGGCAAAGGAAAACGUGACUUCAUCGAUCAAUGCAGAGUUGUAGGACCUGCAUACACCUUGUUGGAACAUGAUCGGAUACAGUCUCGGAUCGAAGCAGAUGUUCAGGCGAGGAAAAAGCUCAGUAAUCCUGUGCAAAAAGCCUUUUUGCGCAUCUCGAAGGCACUCUUAGCAUACAGCUCGUUCCUGGAUCAAAUAGCUUCCUCGGGACCAAUGCCAUGCGUAGAAAAGCAACAUCAACUAGCGGAAACCAUGGGAGAGCACCUUAGUACUGUUGCGGAACAGAUCGAACGGAUCCCGGCAUUUGAUAGACUAUAUUGUCGCUCGCAUCGGAUGCAGCAGAUCUUCCUUCAAUCAUAUAAAAACAUAAUCACGUUCUGGCAUCGUGUGAGCAAAGAGUGUGGUCGAUCUGCUCUCGAAAGAGCGAAGACGACCUUCUCUGCUAAGUCACCUUCCGAUAAAAUCCUCGAGAUCGUGGCGGAACUACGGAAAGAUGUAGACAAAAUUCAAGAGGAGGCAUCUCUUUGCCGAGGAAGAACGCUUGAGGAAAUACGUCAGGUGAAUGAAAAGGAGCAGGCAGCUGCCCGGGACCACAGAGAGUGGGAGACGCAACGACACGCAGAGAAAGAAAAUCGAGAUGACGGUAUAUUCAAAUCCUCAUUUCCUGUCCAACAAGCAUCUAACUGUGUUCUAGACGAUCUCAGAUCCAUCAUCCGGAACCAGCUCCUUGAGACGAUCAAAAGGGAAGACGCAGACAAUCUGGCACGUUUUGAAACAUUACGACAAGAACAUCAAACAGGGACAUGCACCUGGCUCACCGAGGAUUCGCAAUACAUCGAAUGGAUGAUGUCAACAACGCCUCAGUCGAAUAUGCUCUGCAUCAAUGGACCUCCCGGAUACGGAAAGUCGGUAUUGACCCAAUUUGCGAUCAAGGACAUCACGACGCGGUAUCCCGAAGCCCCAGUCGCAUAUUACUUUUGUCAAUUCUCUCACCCGUGCGACGAUGAGAUGAAGCUUUUGCGUAUGCUCGCCAAGCAACUAUUUUCAGCCUACUCUCGUCGCAGGAUACGUAUCGAGCGCGACUUUCGCCGUAGAAUCGAGGAGGCCCUCGAUGCCGGAUCACAGAAAUUGGUUGUCAUCGUGAAGGAACUUGUCGUUACGCUCGCGCCGGCAUAUUUGUUCAUCGAUGGAAUCGACGAAGCGGAGAACCCUGGACCACUUCUACGCGUCGUGAGCUCGUUGAUGCGCCUGUGCGACACCGUCCCGGAUUGCAUCCGCCUCUGGUGUGCAAGGCGACAGCACAAGGAUAUCAUCCAUCCCACCAACUCCACCCAUCUUUCAGACCGCGUCCAUCUUUCAAUCGAUCUUGGAACGCGCAUCAAUGACGAUGUCAAGCGCUUUCUCGAGAGCAGGUUUACUUCGCUCCAGGAUAGGCUCUCGAGCUACGAAACCGAAGGUCUUGACCUGGAUAGCAAGCUUCGUCUUGCCGUAGCUCGCAUGCAAUUGACCGACAAGGCACAGGGUAACUUCCUUUGGGCCAAGCUCAUGACGGAGAGCUUCGACUCCGAUGAGACGAAUACUACCAUGAUCACCAAGGGUCUAGUACAGGAGAGCGAGUCUAGUCUUCCUCAGGACAUAGAGUCACUUUAUGUAGACUUAUUCCUCAGGAUCAAGAAAGAGGACCGAAGAGUCGCAGUGAAGGUUAUCUCGUUGAUGGCAUUUGCACGACGAGUUCUCAGCAUUCAGGAGUUGCAGGAAAUCUCGUCGUUGUUGAUGUCCCAGGGGAAAAACAAGGAGAGCGAAGGAGAACGUCUGCGGAAACUACGUCCACAGGCCUUCGUCGCUAGAUACACUCCCAUACACCUCGUACAAGUCCAAACACCGACUUCGGAUUCUGCUCCAUCGCCGGAGACGUGUCGCUUCGUCCACGCGAGCGUCCUCGACUUCCUCAAGACAAGACCUCGAAACGGACCUGCGCCUUCUGACGCUGAUGAAAAGGCGAAAGAAGCUCACUCGUUCUUCUCCCAAGUCACUCGACACACAAUUGCCGACGCUUGUCUUCUCUAUCUUUCUCGCCCGGUUUACUCGCACUUGCUCUGCAAGAAAAGUCAAAAGGACGAUGUCAAACGGUGGCUUGACAAAGACAAGAACUCGGUCGACACCCAUCAUUUUGCGCUAUACGCGGCGAAAUACUGGGAUAAGCAUCUGGAGGCUGACGACGUCCUGACCUACGCAACGUCCAGGAAGGACGACAUUCGUCUACGCGUCAAGAGCUUUAUGUCCAGUCCAAACUUUCAGACAUGCAUGCAGAUGCAAAUGCUGUGGGUGGAUGGGAAAUUCGACGUUUGGUAUGUUAGAGGGGAGCCUAGCCUUCUUCGAUCCAUGCCAAGAUGGCUAAUGGUCGAAGAGACGGACCAUGGAGUGCGUCGCCCCCUUGCAUCCAAAUACCUCGUCGACUUCCGGCAACUGCUUCACGACUGGCAGAACUUCCUUAGCUGUGGAGGCUGUCACGGAGAACAUAUCCCGGAAUGCAAAUUCCUUCCAUACCUGGGGGAGAUAGAUCGUAUUUGGUGGGGCUCGCUGGGGAAGGAUAACUUCUUCUCUGAGUUCGCCGGCAGGUAUACUUCGUUUAAAUUCGCGGACAGUUCAGAAGGGAAUACAUUCCGCGUCGGAAAGGAGUACGGAGCUUUGAACAUUGUGGGGAAUAAGUUCACGUCCCUCAGAAUGAAUGCGUGGAAUCACCAAGACGGAACUCUCAUAUUCACAUGCGAGCAGUGGAUUUCAAAUCGCGCCAACACAGCACCUGUCAUUCAGAAAACACAGGCUCUUCAGACAAACGAAAGAGUAUCCAACUGGCGCACGUACACACGCCGUUAUCUUGACGAGGCACCCAUGCUUCUAGCUCUUCCAACCAUGAUCAGUGACGAUGGGGGCAUGCUGCGUAUUGGUGCUCACCUCUAUGUCCUAGAAGAGGAUGACCAAUUCAGAGAAUUGAUGCAAAACGAUAAUCCGGAGCAUGCUCUACCCACCUAUUUCGAUGAGGUUGCUAGAAGGGUUUCACUCAUCGCCGUGGGCUCCCGCGGAUACGCAGCUGCUGAAGCGCUUCUCAGUCCGUACCGUACCCUGGAAAACUUCGGACGUGACCUCCAAUUUCUGGAGAAGCUUUCAUGCAGGUCGUCCACAAGCUACGACGAGGAGGCUUCAGAAAGCGAAGAGGAAGAAGACUAUGACGCCAGCUCUUCGGAUUCCGACAUCGAUGAGGCCUACGAGUCGUGGAGUGAAGGAUCUACUGAGAAUGGGGAAGAGUUGGACUCAGAUAUUGAGUCGGAUGAGUAUCUAGAUGACUCCUCUGAGGAAUCAGAGGUGUCAUCUGGCUCACAGAGUGAAUACGAAGAUGAUUCUGACUCCACUGCACCAGUAGGUACCGAGGGAGACAUAAGACUCGAGACAGGUGGGGCCGAAGAAUCACCUGACGUAACCUCCGUGUCAGGACCCAGUGUAGAGUCACAGCACGGCGGAGAUGGGGAUGAAGACGGGCGCACCACAGACGAGCAGGAUACUGAAGCAGAUACCGAUGAAGACGAGGAAACAGCAGAGUCGGACAGUGACGAAGACGAAGAAUCAGACUCAGACACGGAUUCCCUCGAACUGCCCUCGAGUGACGCAUCGUCUGACGAACUGCCGCCCCUCGAAGAAAUAAUGCAAGAGGGGGACGAAGAAGACAUCGAGCAGAUAUUUGGGCGCUUGUUUGACAAGCUCAUGCAAAUGGACAGCAUGUCCAAUGAUGCCCCAAAUCCGAACGCAAACGCUAUGCGGAAGCAGAGGGCCGAGAAGGGAGCAGACGUUUGUCUGACGGUCUACGACAUCAGCGAACAUAUUCCACGAAGAGUUUUUCACCUUGUUCAGCAUUCGAGUAUACCUCUCUAUGCAUCUCCACCCGUCAUUCAUCCGUACAAGGCACUCGUGGUGUGGCCAUUGGGAUCGGGAGACAUCCUGUUUGCUGACGUGGAAAGCAGCACUUAUUUUACGAGGAAAAUACACUUAUCUUCGCCAUACACGCGUCGCAUAUCGGUCAAGCUACACUUCUCCUCAUGCGGGAUGUAUCUCCACAUCGCUUCUUUCGAAGCUCAGGUUAUCAGACGCAGGAUGCCAGGAGAAAAGCGGCGCACCAACGAACUGCAACUCUUUUUGAUGGUCUCGACUUAUCGCCUCUCUGCUCGCAAGACGACACGAAGUCCACCUGCUCUCAUACAUCGCGUCAAACUUCACCUGGGCGGGCGGCUCGCGCUCACCGUUCCCCGUCUACCCUUCACGUUGACAUGGACGGAGAAUACCCUAUACGUAACGGAGAGAGACCAGCUACUCAGCGUCAUCAGAGUUCCUUUGUUCCCUCCGGGACAUCCGAACACUGACGCUGGUCAAAAGAACGCUCUAUUGAAACCGAAGAACACGAUACUUCUUCCGAGUACCGCUAAUGCGCGGGAUGUCCACUUCGUCCCAUGUACAGACGGACCUGGAGCCUAUAUCGUCAUUGGUUUCGAGUCGGGAAAGCAGCAUGUCAUCGACCCAGUGAUGGACAAGGCAGUAGAUGAUGAUCCACUAAGUGAGGAGGCAGAUUUGGGGCUGAUGUCUACAGCAGAUGAAUCGGAGAUGCCGCUUAGUUUAGUAAAGGGAGAGAAGCACUUCCGGUCGACUCCGGUCGGGUGUUUUUUGAAGGAGAAGAAGCACCUGGGAGGAUGGGUCCCAUCAGAUGCAGACGUGCCGGUGGACAGAGGGAAUGGAGUGAGUAAGCUCGAGCUGCGGAAGGAGAAAUUCGACCCGAUAGAGGACUGCGAAAGGCAUGGAAUGCAGUCGAACCUUUCCUCAGGUUUCAGUAGCUGA